UUUACUUAUUUACCAAUGACGGAAGUAGUGUUUUGGCGAGUUGAUGCCUGUCAUGAUUGUACCAUUGGGAGGCGUUUUUGUUUUACUCGCAAUUAUGGUAUUUAUGAUACGUUUAUAUAUAGUUGUCCGGAAUGGGAAACAUUGUAAACCUGGUAACAAAGGCCGGAUUACGCUCCUUGUCGUUGCAGGAUCAGGUGGUCACACUACAGAAAUCCUGCGAUUGAUGAAGAGCCUCUCCAGUGCUUACUCACCGCGAUUCUAUGUUAUUGCGGAUACAGACAGGAUGAGUGAAGAGAGAAUCCGCACAUUUGAAAAAUCCAAUCAUCUUUUGUACUCUGAUCCACAGUUUACCAUUCAUCGGAUCCCACGCAGCCGAGAGGUACAUCAGUCAUGGGCUUCUUCGGUUUUCAGCACACUCAAUGCCCAAUUUUACUCGAUACACGUGAUCUUCAGACUCAGACCAGAUGUGGUGCUGUGUAACGGCCCAGGCACCUGUGUUCCACUUUGCGUAGCAGGGCUCCUGCUUGGAAUUCUGGGAAUCAAAAAAGUCUUGAUUGUUUUUAUUGAGAGCAUUUGUCGUGUGGAGUCACUUUCGCUCACAGGAAGAAUCCUUUACCACUUUGCAGACUAUUUUUUUGUGCAGUGGGUCAGUCUGAGGAACAACUAUCCAAAGUCUAUUUUCCUUGGGAGACUUGUGUAACCAUUUAUUUUUGUAGCAGGAAAAAGUAAUGUACAGAAAGUCAAAUGUAUUUGAAUAAAUGUUACUUGU
Molecule: messenger RNA, 769 nt
Organism: Hippocampus zosterae (dwarf seahorse)
Lineage: Eukaryota; Metazoa; Chordata; Actinopteri; Syngnathiformes; Syngnathidae
Gene: alg14
Product: ALG14 UDP-N-acetylglucosaminyltransferase subunit
Exons: 4
Coding region: 44-700 (218 amino acids)
Biological process (GO): dolichol-linked oligosaccharide biosynthetic process
Cellular component (GO): UDP-N-acetylglucosamine transferase complex
Source: RefSeq, a predicted model, not a curated record